AUGGCUAAAGGAAGCUGUGCCUGUGGCGAGGUCACAUUCGAGUACCAGGGUGAACCAGCAGGAAAGGCCGCUUGCCAUUGCAUUCCCUGUCGAAAGACAUCUGGUACGACCAACUCCUACAACCUGAUGAUCCCAAGCGACAAGUACAAGAUUCUCUCGGGCUCUCUCAGAACUUGGACAAGAAAGGGCGACAGCGGCAAGAGUGUCACAUACAACUACUGUUCAAACUGCCCUACCAUUCUUUACGUAACAGGUGAGGCCAUUGAGGGUAUCAAUAUCGUGAAGAUGGGCACUCUUGACGAUCAGAACGACAUUGAAAACUUGGGAAAGCCUGGUCUCGAGAUCUAUACCAAGAACCGUCCUCAGUGGUGUGACGCCAUCUCAGGUGCUCAGCAAAAGGAAGCAGGCCGUAACUCUUAA
This is a messenger RNA of Aureobasidium melanogenum CBS 110374, 420 nucleotides long. RefSeq lists its product as uncharacterized. Gene Ontology annotation, molecular function: carbon-sulfur lyase activity. Bases 1 to 420 code for a protein of 139 amino acids. NCBI's taxonomy places the organism in Eukaryota, Fungi, Ascomycota, Dothideomycetes, Dothideales, Saccotheciaceae. The transcript is spliced from 3 exons. The record is from RefSeq and is a predicted model, not a curated record.